CUUGAGAUUUCAGAUGACGGCGUCUCUCGGCUCAGCAGGUCUCCGCAGGACUCGUCUCACCGGUCGUCUCGCCGAGGGCCGUCCCUCUGGGGAAUUCACAUCUUUCAUCAUCAGCACUAGAAGUGUCAGGGUCGGUAGCUGGUACACACACACAUCUCAUCACCCUCAUCACUCGCAGCCGACUCAGCACACUCAACACACUCAACGUUCUCAGGAUUCCUAUCAUGUCUCGCCUGUCGGUGACGGAGCAGAACGAGGUGGAUGGAGCAGGAUCUCGUUCUAACCCUGAGAGUUUUUUAGGGCAGAACUACAAGGAGCUACACAAAGAUUUUGUGACACAUAAAGCAAGAUUCCUCGAUGAUAAAUUUCCUCCAAACAAGAGCUCCAUCGGGGAAGGACUGCUGUCUGAUGAGGACAUGGAGCGGGUGGAGUGGAUACGACCUACGAAAAUGGUGGAUGAUCCUCAUCUUGUUGUAGGCGGAGAGUCGAGGUUCGACCUUGCGCAGGGAGAGCUGGGGAACUGCUGGUUUCUGGCUGCGAUCGGAGCCAUUACGCUACAGCAAGAGGUCAUGGAUCAGAUCAUCCCUGAGGGCCAGUCGUUCAGAAGAAAUUACGCCGGAAUCUUUCAUUUCAGGUUCUGGAGGUUUGGGAAGUGGGUGGAUGUUGUGAUUGAUGAUAAAUUACCCACACUCAAUGGACAACUGAUCUUUGUUCACUGCAAAACCUGCAAUGAGUUCUGGCCUGCGCUGGUGGAGAAAGCCUACGCCAAAGUGUGUGGCUCCUAUGCAGAUCUUAAUGGUGGUUGGAUAUCUGAGGCUCUGUGUGAUUUCACUGGAGGAGUGUAUCUCACACUCAGACUGGUGAAGGAUCACCCAGAGCACUGGAAUCUCAUACAGCGAGCAGCAAAACACAGAUCAUCUAUGGGCUGUGGAUCAAAACCUGGGGCCACUGCAGCUAAUACAGAGCUUCCUAACGGGAUAGUGGAGGGUCACGCCUACACCAUCACUGGAGUUACUAAGGUGAGGUGUGAAGGGGAACAGGUUAAACUGGUGCGUCUCCUAAAUCCGUGGGGACGAAAAGAGUGGAAAGGUGAUUGGAGUGACAGGUCAGCGCUGUGGGGACUCGUGGACUCAGAGGAUCGUUCGAAGCUGCUGCAAAAUAAAGACAAUGGCGAGUUCUGGAUGUCAAUGAAUGAUUUCUCCAAGAGCUUUGCUACGGUGGAUAUCUGCUGCAAGACUCCAGCAUUCCUCGAUGGAUCCUCAGACAGCAGCUGGACCACGGUGAGGUAUGAAGGACGCUGGGACGAGAAGACAGGAGGGGGAUCCAUGGAGUACAAACAGAGUUUUUGGAUGAACCCUCAGUUUCGGGUGAAGAUUCCUGCCGUGGAGGAGAAGAACGCUGAAGCUCAGCAGCUGAACCUGCACGUGUCCCUCAUGCAGAAACCCAACAACAGACACAGACAACUAGUAGAAAACCACCCAAUCGGCUUCAGCGUGUUCGCCGUUCCUCCAGAGCUGAAGGACCAGAAAGUGCUCCCUGCUUCCUUUUUCACCUCCAGCACUCCAGUGGUCAAACCCAAGCUCGAAUCGAACUCCAGGGAGGUGAUGAAGAUGCUGAGUCUGAGCCCUGGACUCUACCUGGUCGUACCUUACACCCACAUUCCCAAAGUGACCGCCUCCUUCAUCCUCACGCUGCACUCAAAGAUUAAACCCAACUGAUGACCGUGAAAAAAAAAGAGAAAAACAAUACACAAAUCAUCCUCACCUGUCUGGAGUCCAGUCUGUGGAACAGAUUUCUGUCCUUCUUCGUGCACUGCUGAUGUCUGGUAUAAUCUAGAAAAUAUCGAUAAGUGAAAUCAAAACUGUUCUGAUCUGAUUAGCCAAACCAACCCGAGCGAAUCGCACGGCACAUCCAGGCCUGAUUGGGUUUAAUAUUGUGCAAGAUUUUCGUUAGAAAACUUGUGUAUGUUGUAAACGUUUUUCACUUCGUGUGGACGUGAGAUUUAUUUUCCAGCUGUUUGCCAACACACUCUGCAGCUCUAUUACAACUUUACCUCAGAAACUGGAGACUCUUUCCAUAAAUAUCAUAAACACAAUACGGAAAACUCCACAUCACUCACAUUCACUGUUUUUUUAUGCAUUAUUCUGUAAAUGUCAGAUUUGUUAAUAAAUUCUUGUUAAGAACA
This is a messenger RNA of Silurus meridionalis, 2185 nucleotides long. Its product is annotated as calpain-14-like. Gene Ontology annotation, molecular function: calcium-dependent cysteine-type endopeptidase activity. Lineage: Eukaryota; Metazoa; Chordata; Actinopteri; Siluriformes; Siluridae. Gene Ontology annotation, biological process: proteolysis. The transcript has 14 exons. The record is from RefSeq and is a predicted model, not a curated record. The coding region runs from base 225 to 1718 and encodes 497 amino acids. Gene Ontology annotation, cellular component: cytoplasm.